CAGCGGCGGAGCGCACUUAGCAGAAGGCGGAAGGCCGGGCGGGCGCUAGGCCAGCGGCCGGAGCUGGCAAAAAAAGGUUUGGGGUUGUCCUGGUGACAUGCUGUUCCCAGAGGGCCCUAGGCAGGUGCGCAUGCGCUUGGCACUCCUGCUGCUAUGGCACCUGCUGUCGCUCCUGCCACGAUGCGGGGCCACGGACCCCCCGCGCUACGACCCUACGUGGGAGUCUCUGGACCGCCGGCCGCUGCCCUCCUGGUUCGACCAGGCCAAGUUCGGCAUCUUCAUCCACUGGGGAGUGUUCUCCGUGCCCAGCUUCGGCAGCGAAUGGUUCUGGUGGUAUUGGCAAAAGGAAAAGAGACCCAAGUUUGUGGAGUUUAUGAAGGAUAAUUACCCCCCUGGUUUUAAAUAUGAAGAUUUUGGGGUGCUAUUUACAGCCAACUAUUUUAAUGCCAACCAGUGGGCAGAUAUUCUCCAGGCCUCUGGUGCCAAAUAUGUUGUCUUAACCUCCAAACAUCACGAAGGCUUUACCUUGUGGGGUUCACCCUAUUCCUGGAAUUGGAAUGCAGUUGACGAGGGGCCGAAGAGGGACAUUGUCAAGGAGCUUGAGGUGGCCAUCAAGAACAACACCAACUUGCACUUUGGACUGUACUAUUCUCUUUUUGAAUGGUUCCAUCCACUCUUCCUGGAGGACAAAUCCAGUUCAUUCCAAAAGCAGCAAUUUCCCAUUUCUAAGACAUUGCCUGAGCUCUAUGAGUUAGUGAACAAGUACCAGCCCGACGUCCUGUGGGCAGAUGGAGAUGGGGGAGCACCAGAUCACUACUGGAACAGUACUGGUUUCUUAGCCUGGCUGUAUAAUGAAAGCCCAGUUCGGAAGACCGUGGUCACCAACGAUCGCUGGGGAGCUGGUUCCAUCUGCCAUCAUGGCGGCUUCUAUACCUGCAGCGACCGUUACAAUCCUGGACACCUUUUGCCACAUAAAUGGGAAAACUGCAUGACAAUAGAUCAGUUCUCCUGGGGUUACAGGCGGGAAGCUGGAAUCAAUGAUUAUCUUACAAUUGAAGAAUUGGUGGAGCAACUUGUGGAAACCGUCGCAUGUGGAGGAAAUCUUUUGAUGAAUAUUGGUCCCACACUAGAUGGCAUCAUUCCUGUGACUUUUGAAGAGCGAUUAAGGCAGAUGGGAUCGUGGCUCCAAGUCAACGGGGAAGCUAUUUAUGAAACACACCCUUGGAGAUCUCAGAAUGAUACUUGCACUCCAGAUGUGUGGUACACCUCUAAACCCGAGAAACAAAGAGUCUAUGCUAUUUUUCUUAAGUGGCCCAUCUCAGGAAAGCUGUUUCUUGGAGAACCUGUGGCUAGUCUGGGGGAGACAGAGGUAGAACUACUGGGCCAUGGGCAGCCACUGACUUGGACUUCUUCAAAGCCAAAUGGCAUCACAGUGGAGUUGCCACACCUAAGCUUUCACCAGAUGCCCUGUCAAUGGGGAUGGACUCUCACACUAACUAAUGUGACUUAACCUGCAGCCGAGAGAUGUAUGCCACAG
Molecule: messenger RNA, 1537 nt
Organism: Peromyscus eremicus (cactus mouse)
Lineage: Eukaryota; Metazoa; Chordata; Mammalia; Rodentia; Cricetidae
Gene: Fuca2
Product: alpha-L-fucosidase 2
Exons: 7
Coding region: 98-1510 (470 amino acids)
Biological process (GO): fucose metabolic process; glycoside catabolic process
Cellular component (GO): lysosome
Molecular function (GO): alpha-L-fucosidase activity
Source: RefSeq, a predicted model, not a curated record